CUGACGCACGAACUGCAUGAACAUGAGGAUUUGGGCGCGUCAGCCUCUGACGACGUAAGUAUGUAGCCAAGCGUCUAUCCGUAUCACGGACGGCCAUCGCUAUGCUGUCCCUAUAAUAGCAGGGGCUCGAAUUCGGCGCACUGCCCUGUCCUGGUCUCCGCUGCAGACCUUACAUAAAAGCCGGCAAGGCGCCUUAUAAGCCCUGCAACUGAUCUUCGGCACCCUGUGUGACUGCGGCGGGUCGACCAACUGCGGUACACCGAGCGGAUCUCAAGCCACUCGGACCCACACACGUUCGGACUCGGACACAGACCAUACGGGACGCGCCGUGGUAUAAGGCACCCCGCGGCGGUCGGCUAGCGCGAGAUGGACCACGACCAGGAGCACCUCCCCCCGGACAGCCCGCUCAUGACGAUGUCGCACUCGUUCUUGCACGACGAGAUGCUCAAGCUGUCCAUACCGGGCCCCAGCCGCGACCCGACGUACUACAUCGGCGAUGGAAACACGGUGUUGUUGGUGGAUAAUACGCUGUUCAAGGUCCACCGGUCGAUCCUCAUGAAAGACAAGUCCGCAUUUGAGACGAUGUUCCAGCUGUCAACGGAGGCCGACUCGGCGCGCUCCGACUGCAGCACGACCGUCACGGAAGGAGAGAGCGACGACAACCCCAUACGAUUGCAGGGUGACACCGGCGACGAGUUCCGCGCACUGCUAUGGGCGUUGUACGCACUCCCGCACGAACUCAUGUCAGCCACGUCCUCCGACGCGAACUGCACGAUGCUCGUCAACCUCGCACGCGUCGCGCACAAGUACCAGUUCCGCUCCAUCGAGACCUGGGUGCUCAGCGCCGUCCACAAUUACUACUCGAGGCCAGGCGCGUUCGACCCAGUCCCGACCACCACGCCGCCCACGCUUCCCCCCGCAGCGCCGGCGAACGCGCCGCCUUCACUGGAGCAACUCACAGAGCUCGCCGCGCUCUGCGAGCGGUCCGACCUGCUCGACCUUGCGAUCGCGCGGUGGAAGAAGCAGAUCGGCGAGGGCAAGGACCUCGCGCUCGCGAUCAUCAUCGGCGAGCGCCUCAGCCUGCGGCCCAUAGUGGGCCUCGCGUACCACGCCAUGAUGCUCAAGGGCCGCGCGCACUGGGAGACGGAGUCGACUCUGAGUCGCGACCAGCGCGUCCGCUUGCUGAGCGGGUAUUACGCGCUGACGAAGAUGUGGGAGGCCCUCCCGGGGCAGCCGCCGCCGCUCUCGCACACUGUGCGGUGCACGAGCAACCAGAGGUGCAACAAGGCGUUUGGGCAGCUGUGGAAGGCCGUGCUGGAAGGAGGGUCCGAUAUUUUGCCUGGGCUGCAGAGGGAGGACGUGCUCACGAAGCUGAUGCUCGCGGAGAGCACGAUCAAGGUGUUGCUAGAAAAUAACGGGCAUGUUCUGCUCGGGCAGCCGGUGGAUGGGUUGCCGACGUGCAAAGAGAGCGCGUUAGUGGUGACGGCGUUCAAGGUACGGGAGUUCAAAGAUUCGCUGACCGACUACUUCAUGGACGAUGUUUGAGAUGGCUAUGCAUGACUGUCUCCCGUACGAGCACUCUACUUCUGUGAUAUUUAUGUGAUGCACCUUGGAUUGAUUACCUUGCGACACCUCCGCUAUCAUAUGUUGUCCCGUACCAUGCUGAUAUAGUUCCAAAAUUGUGUAGUAUAAGUAAUUAUGUAGCAUGGUCGUGUGUACUUGUGCAUGUACCAUCAGUCAGCAACGCAACUUGAUUGGUCUCUAGAUAUCGCACUUCACGGUUCCUUCUCACAUGUCACGAUCGUCUUCUCCGAGUAUCCUUCUGUAAGUAUACUGAGAUCAUGCCAGCUGAUAAGAAUUGAUAACGACGCUGUC
Molecule: messenger RNA, 1875 nt
Organism: Fomitopsis serialis
Lineage: Eukaryota; Fungi; Basidiomycota; Agaricomycetes; Polyporales; Fomitopsidaceae
Exons: 3
Coding region: 367-1545 (392 amino acids)
Molecular function (GO): protein binding
Source: RefSeq, a predicted model, not a curated record